This is a messenger RNA of Gadus morhua (Atlantic cod), 3190 nucleotides long. RefSeq names its product zona pellucida sperm-binding protein 4. The transcript has 8 exons. NCBI's taxonomy places the organism in Eukaryota, Metazoa, Chordata, Actinopteri, Gadiformes, Gadidae. Gene Ontology annotation, cellular component: egg coat. Gene Ontology annotation, biological process: prevention of polyspermy; binding of sperm to zona pellucida. Bases 293 to 2356 code for a protein of 687 amino acids. The record is from RefSeq and is a predicted model, not a curated record. Gene Ontology annotation, molecular function: acrosin binding; structural constituent of egg coat.
UUUAGGAGUUAGGGUCAUUAUGACCAAAAUGUGACCAUUGUCAAUAAAUAUUGUCACGUCUUUCUAGUGAAGUGAUGUGAUAGGACAGUUAUAUUUUUGCUACCCUUAAAACUGAUCUUGAUACAAGCCAUCAAAGUCUGUUAGAGGGUUAUGUCAAGAAAAACAUUGCCCUAAAAAGUGGAGGUGACCUUGGGGUUGGGUUUAUAAUAAGUCAGAUAUAACCACAUAUAAAAGCAGUGGCCAGCCACAACUGGAGACUAGUGGAUUCCUCUGAUCAGCCAGAUCAAAGGACAUGGUGGGACAUUCAAGUGUACCCUUAGGUGUGGCACUAGUGCUGCUGGGUUGCUAUGCUGGAAACUUGGUGGUAGCUCAGAAGGGUGCUCAGCACCCUCAGCCGUCCUUUCCGGCAUAUCCACCUCCACAAGACCCCCAGCCACCAAAGCCACCAACCUGGCCGGCAUAUCCACCUCCACAAGACCCCCAGCCACCAAAGGCACCAUCCUGGCCGGCAUAUCCACCUCCACAAGACCCUCAGCCACCAAAGCCACCAACCUGGCCGGCAUAUCCACCUCCACAAGACCCUCAGCCACCAAAGGCACCAUCCAGGCCGGCAUAUCCACCUCCACAAGACCCCCAGCCACCAAAGGCACCAUCCUGGCCGGCAUAUCCACCUCCACAAGACCCUCAGCCACCAAAGAUACCAUCCAGGCCGGCAUAUCCACCUCCACAAGACCCCCAGCCACCAAAGACACCAUCCUGGCCGGCACAUCCACCUCCACAGUACCAGCAGCCACCAAAGGCACCAGAACAUCCGCCUCCACAGUACCAGCAGCCACCAAAGGCACCAGAACAUCCGCCUCCACAGUACCAGCAGCCACCAAAGGCCCCGGCACGUCCGCCUCCACAGUACCAGCAGCCACCAAAGGCACCAGAACAUCCGCCUCCACAGUACCAGCAGCCACCAAAGGCCCCGGCACAUCCGCCUCCACAGUACCAGCAGCCACCAAAGGCCCCGGCACAUCCGCCUCCACAGUACCAGCAGCCACCAAAGGCCCCGGCACAUCCGCCUCCACAGUACCAGCAGCCACCAAAGGCCCCGGCACAUCCGCCUCCACAGUACCAGCAGCCACCAAAGGCACCAGAAUAUCCAAAGCAACCACCCUGGCCAGCACAACGACCCCCAACGAAGCCCUCUCAGGUUCAGUUUGAUGCAGCUGGUAAAGGGCAAAAUUUGCAGAAUCCAGGACAAGUAAUGUCUCCUAAUCCCCAAAGCUGUGAGGUGGACAUACCCCUGAGGGUUCCCUGCGGAGGGCCUGAAAUAUCACCCGCUGCUUGUAUGGAGAUCCAUUGCUGCUCUGACAUAAAUGGAUGCUACUAUGGAAAAGCAGUGACCGUCCAGUGCACCAAGGAUGCCAGCUUCAUUGUAGUCGCUGCCCGGGAUGCCACUCUUCCCAACAUCGACCUGGAUUCCAUUUCUCUGAUGAGCUCAGAGCCUGAUUGCACUCAUGUUGACUUUAAUUCAGUCUUUGCAAUCUACCACUUUCCUGUAACUUCCUGUGGCUCCGUUGUUAUGGAAGACCAAGGAUCUAUAAUCUAUGAGAACAGGUUGUUCUCCACCUACGAAUUGGGUGUCGGACCCUUGGGAAGCAUCACCAGGGACAGCUACUAUGAAGUGCGCUUCCGGUGUAUAUACCGUGGGGUUUCUGUGGAAACACUGAUGAGUGAAACAAUGAAACUGGCAGAGCCUAUAGCCAUAGCUCCAGUGAUUGGUCCCAUUCAAGUGGAGCUAAGAUUGGGAAAUGGAGUAUGCACGACGAAGGGCUGUGGUGCAGUGGAUGUUGCAUAUGACUCAUACUACGUGGAUUCAGACUAUCCUGUUACCAAAGUGUUGAGGGAUCCAGUUUAUAUAGAAGUGCGUCUCCUGAACAUGAUGGAUCCUAGGCUUAUUCUGACUCUGGGUCGCUGCUGGACCACCACCCAACUCAACCCACACAGCCUGCCCCAGUGGGACAUCCUCAUUGAAGGAUGUCCAAACCAGGGCGACCGUUACCUGUCCACUCUGAUUCCUAUCGGUCCUUCAUCUGGCCUGCCGUUCCCAAGUCACUACAGGCGUUUCAUUUUCCAGAUGUUUACCUUUGUGGAUCAGGAAAUGAGCCCCCUUAAGGAGCAGGUUUAUAUCCAUUGCAGCACUGAAGUGUGCACACCUGGACAAGGCGAACAAUGUGAACCCAGCUGUGGUGGCAGAAAAAAAAAGAGGGACGUUGCUGCGACCGCUGUGGCGAAGGAGCCCAGGAUGGUGAUGACCGUUGGGCCGCUGCUGAUGGGUCGGGUAGAGGAGGCCCAUCAGGUCCCAUAAUGAAUACGAGUGGUUUCAACGUUAAUAUUGUGCACAACCAUUUAUGUUUUAAAUUAUUCUUAUGCAUGAAAUUAAACCAGAUGGCUAAUCACACGAUUCAAAGUUUUGUAAUUUCUUCUGCACAAAGAACAUUUUUACUGCAAGAACGACAAAGCUCACAGAGCUUUGUCGUUCACUCAUUGAAUCGUUCACUCAUUGAAUAGAUUAUCAAAAUCUAUGGUUGACGUUAUUAAAUACAUUGUGACAGAGCUCGACACGUCUGUCAUUCUCCCAGCACGCUGACUCUCUAUACAAGAAAUCCCAGUAGCGCCUCCACCUGCUUAGGAAGCUCAGAGUUUUUAAUGUCAGCAAUGACAUUUUAACAGGGUUUACUGUUCACUCAUUGAAUCCAUACUUUCAGGAACUCAGCCUGGUACAACACCGUCACCAUCAAGCACAAAACAAAACUUGCCCGGAUAGUAAAUCAAGCCGGCAAAUAAUUGUCUUUCCCCAAGCCCCAACAGCCAAUACAAUCACACAGGACCCCACCCACCCCCUCCGCCAAUCCUUUGAGUUACUUCCAUCAGGUCGACGCUUGGCACGAAAAAACAUCAGCAAAAAAUCUUUUAUCCCCAUUGCCAUCAGCACACUGAACAGUCACAAAUGGGCAACAUAUCGUACUCCAUUAAGUCAUCCCUUUGCACGGCUUGCAUUCUUUUGCAUUCAAUUAUUGUCAUUAUUUUGUCUUGUAGUAUGUAUUUAUUUCUUGUAAAUUGAACGUGCUCUGUCAAAGACGAAUUUCUGUCACUUGUGACAGACAAUAAAGUUCUUAUCUUAUCUUGGUCUUAUCUUAUA